Molecule: messenger RNA, 13424 nt
Organism: Cheilinus undulatus (humphead wrasse)
Lineage: Eukaryota; Metazoa; Chordata; Actinopteri; Labriformes; Labridae
Gene: zbtb20
Product: zinc finger and BTB domain containing 20
Exons: 5
Coding region: 423-2477 (684 amino acids)
Biological process (GO): regulation of immune system process; regulation of cytokine production; negative regulation of transcription by RNA polymerase II
Molecular function (GO): protein binding
Source: RefSeq, a predicted model, not a curated record
CCACCACCACCCCUCAAAGUACUCGAUGUAUAGUUAAAAAAUGGGAGGGCACACUUGAACCGAGCUGCUCUAUGAAGGUAGGCUGCAGCGUGUGUUUAUUGAUGAGAUGAAAAGAAGAUGGAAGUGAGAAAUGAAACAAAGUAAAGGAACAUAUUAAAAAAAUAAAACUGUACGCGCUUCGUCGGGGGAAAAUAAGGGGCGCCGUGGAAACGCUGUCGGCCACUUUUGACAAGCUUCGAAGUGCAGGGCUGAUGGUGAGCAGCACAUGAUUUGGACAGAGAGGACUGACAGCAUUGCCUAGCACCCGGCCUCUGAUCAGCCAUCUCCACCAGCAAACUGAAGCUUGACCCACACUUCAUCACCAGCCACACAAGCAUCUUCGGAACAAAACGUCAUCUAACUGUGACAUCAGUUGCAAGGGGAUGACCGAGCGCAUUCAUAACAUCAAUCUUCACAACUUCAGCAAUUCUGUACUUGAGACCCUCAAUGAGCAGCGCAACCGUGGGCACUUCUGUGACGUGACUGUUCGGAUCCAUGGAAGUAUGCUGCGUGCUCACCGCUGCGUGCUGGCUGCUGGAAGCCCCUUCUUUCAGGACAAGCUGCUCUUGGGCUACAGCGACAUUGAGAUCCCUUCUGUGGUCUCGGUGCAAUCCAUCCAAAAGCUGAUUGACUUUAUGUACAGUGGGAUCUUGCGGGUGUCUCAGUCAGAGGCUUUGCAGAUCCUCACUGCUGCCAGCAUUCUACAGAUUAAGACCGUCAUCGAUGAGUGCACCCGCAUCGUGUCCCAAAAUGUGGGCCUGGCCGGGCCAGGGGGGUUUCCUGUCAUACCAGGAGACUCUGGUCAGGAAACACCCCGCGGCACGCCAGAGUCAGGCACCUCCGGGCCCAGCAGUGACGCAGAGUCAGGUUAUAUGCAAGCAACAUCACAGCAAAGCAUGGAUCGUGCAUACACAUCACUGUACUCCUACCCUGGCCUCUCGCUACAGAACGGCACCCGCGAGCGCCCUUUGUAUAUAAACCCUCUGACGUCAAACUACGACGCCACCCUUGGCACUCAGAAGGACCAGCAAUCCCAAGAUCCACCCUGGAUGAACCGCAUCCAGGAGAGAUCUCAGCAGGUCGACCGCUUCAUCUCCACAGCAGAGUCCACUCACUGCCGCAAGCAACCCCGACCGUCACGCAUCCAGACGGGAGGGAUGCACAUAAAGCAGGAGGCCGAAGACGAGUACAGCUGCUAUGAUAAUUUGGGGGACUGCCAAGACGACGCCGACCAGACUGAGGGUGUAGAGAGCGAGUCCAAGGUGGAAAGUUUUGACUCAGGAGUGAGCUCCUCCAUUAGCACUGAGCCAGAUGCUAUGGAGCAGCAGCCGUUCCUGAUGGGCUUUAGCAGAGAGGGGGGCGGGGAAGGGCAGCAAGGUGAAGGAGGAGGUCCUGUGCAUAUAGAGGUCAACGACUCGUCCCCGGAGCAAGUGCAAGACACGGAGGACGGGGACACAUCCCACAGCACUAGUGACAGUAGCAUGAUGCAGCCCCUGCCAAACUCAGUCAUGUCCCAGUCCCUGCCGAGUGCCCCGCACUACAUGCGCCAGGCAGAAUCACACACCAGCAACCUGAGGAUGCCGCUCACCGUGACCAGCAACUCCCAAGUGAUGGGCACUGCUGGAAGCUCCUUCCUGCCCACACUCUUUCCUACACAGCCGGCAAGAGACACCAAGCCUUUCCUUUACCUUCCUGGCCAGCAGCAGCCCCAGUUUGUGGCAGUGCCGCCCCCCACAAUGCCAUCAUUCCCCAACCCCAUAUCGGUACAGCAAGCGGCAACACAGCAGCAACAGGCUGCAGGAGGGCUCGGACCCGGGGAGAAGAAGCCGUAUGAAUGCACUCUCUGCAGUAAAACCUUUACUGCUAAACAGAACUACGUCAAACACAUGUUUGUUCAUACUGGUGAGAAGCCUCAUCAGUGCAGCAUCUGCUGGCGCUCAUUCUCCCUGAAGGAUUACUUAAUCAAACACAUGGUGACACACACAGGGGUGCGGGCCUACCAGUGCAGCAUCUGCAACAAGCGCUUCACCCAGAAGAGUUCCCUCAACGUCCACAUGCGGCUGCACCGUGGAGAGAAGUCCUAUGAGUGCUACAUCUGCAAGAAGAAGUUCUCACACAAGACCCUGCUGGAGCGGCAUAUGGCCCUGCACAGCACGGGCAGCGCCAUCACAGGGCUGUCAGGGAGCGCCGGCACCCCAGGCCCUGUCUCCAUUCCCAUGCCGAUGGCCGUCCCAGAGCCAGGUGCCGGUGUGGUGGCCCUCGCCAUGCCCGUGAGCGGAGGUGCUGGAGUAGGGGCCGGGGUUGGAACAGGAGUGGGUGUAGCUGCAGAAGCAAGCUGCCAAGAAGGGACCACCUAUGUGUGCUCCGUCUGCCCUGCCAAGUUCGACCAAAUGGAGCACUUCAAUGACCACAUGCGAAUGCAUGUCUCCGAUGGAUAAGUACUAAUCGAUAAACUCCUUUCAAAAAGAAUGACAAAUAAAUGGCACUAGAUUUUCCUUUUCUUGUUUUGAGGUAUGAAGAGUAAUGAGUAUAGACACUGGCACAUUAAGUUUCCCAAAAAAGUUUUUUUUUCUGUUAUUCUAAAAGAAAAAAAAGAUGGUGGCCUUAAGGCUUAGUAGUUUGAUAUUGAUCUACUGGAUGGAUCCUAACUACAGGCCUCUAAAUGUAUGCUUUCCUAAAAUACUGAUUUAUGUGUUGAACACUACCGAAAGGCCUACGAAAGAAACACAUACACACAAACACACCUUUAGUGUAGAUCUGUCUGAAUGAUUCUACAUGUGCUUAUACGUGUGAGCGUUUGUGUUUAUGCAUGUCUGUCUUAUUUCCGUGUGUUUGUGCGUCUGUGUGAGUGUGUGUAUGUGUGUGUGUACAUUGCCAUGAAGAAUAAAUCAUGGCAGUUGUGAACCCAUUCUGACCAGUUUGGAAACUAUAGAUGUCCAAGCUUACUGUGGUAUAAUUAACAACAAUAACAAAAAAAGUCAUCUGGGGUGGGGCUACAUAUUCCCUCUAAAAAUACUGACGGUCACAAGAUUGCCUUCUUCUAUCAAAUAAAAACGGAGAGUAGUUAAUUUGAUGGUGGGUUUUAUUUAUUCCUAUGGUGUAAAGGGGUUCUAAUGCAGCUGUUGUCAAGGUACCAAUUUCAAUCAUUGAACUGAAAUGUAACUUCCUGUCACACUGAGACUGGGAUGAGCAUUUCUCUUAUGUUUUGUAAUUGCUGUCCAUGCAUUUUGAUGCCUCAGUUUACUAAAUUUGGGUGUGUUGAUGAGCCAGUAUUUGAGCAAAAACAUGUUUCUUUUUUUCUGAAGUUUGGAGUUUAACUAAUUUGCAUACACUGCCACUAAUAUUUUAAACGACUGUUAAGGCUUGUAGACCUCUUCCAUUUCAAAACAUGAGAAAAAAAGAAAGAUUCUUUUGCUGAUGGUUUGUUUUUUAAAGCCUUUCACAUUCACAGUUAUGGCAGGCUGGCAUAUGCGACUACUAAACUCUCUCCUUCAUAAUUGCUGCUCUUCAACUUGCACCUGACUGUUAUGGGAGGUUGAUUUAAAAAAAAAAGGAUUUGUCACUUUAAAUAUUGUAAUUAUUAAGUAGCCGACAUGGUCAGAUAUGAAAUUGAUAAUCACACUCUAAAGCCUGGUCAGGGGGUGUAUAGGCUGAAACAGUGUUAAAGAGGGAGGGAUUUUAUUUGAAUCAAAUUUGAAUUGGAAAUAAAUGCCAUCCUCAUCCUAAACCCCCUGUACACUCUGUUUAAUAACGUUGCAAAGCUAUUUGAGCACAUCGGAGCUAAAUGCAUUACUCUUUAUGUGUUUGCCCUCCCUCAAGGCUCAAAUGGCAUGCAACGCUUUGAAAGGAAACACAGCUUCAAAAGUAACAAAAAAUAAAUAAAACAGUAGCUCCAUUGAAUCACACUGUUUCCUGAUAAUACCACACUUUCAAACGGACUUUCUACACAAUAUGAAACAUUCCUGAUUUUUCUAAACACAAUCUAGACACAGCAUGUACAGAAUAGAUUUUGGAAUCUAGUGUGAGCAAGUUGUCCUCCAUACAUCACUUCACUUAAGGCUCAUUUCUAAUAUUUUUGGAUUGUUUUGUAAUUGCUUUCUACUCUAAAAUAGGACACACACACACAUACACACAUGCAACUGCCUGCAACUGCAAUCCUGAAGGAUUUGCUCGCGUCUGAGCAAAAACUUUCGUAGUUGUAUCGUUAAAAGAAUAACUGCAUAUGGCGGUCUUCAGAUGACACGCUGUAGAUUAAAAAAAAAGUGCUACUUUGCACAUUUUCUUAAAAUGCCUGUGCUUAAUAUUUAAUCAUUUUCCUUAAACAAACUUCUAUAAUUUCUGUUAUUCAGUUUCAAAGGAAAAAAAAACAUUUUUUAAAAUCUUGAUAAGUGGACUGCAUUAUUUUCUUGCAUAUAUGUUGCACUGCUUAAACCAAUAAGUGCACUACUGUUAACAGAGAUAUUAUAGUUUUAGAAAAGAGUUUUUUUUUUUAAUCUAACAUUUGGUUGUAGAGUUCACAUGUAAUAGAAUAGCUUUGUUUCAAUUUAUUCAUUAAGUAAAUCAGCGGUUCUUGGCUUUUGUUCUUGCUUGCAGUUACCUACAGUAUAUUCUUGUGCCGUGUUAAUGCAAGCAUUUAUUUUUAUUUAAAAAUGUACCAUUAUGUGUGCUCAUCUAUGUUUUAAAACCUUUGAGUUCAUUCUUUUCUGGAGUCAGUUCCCUAUAAAAGUCAUUCGAUUGCAUUUCUUUUGAAACAAAGGAGAAUAUCCAAGCCAAACAACAUUAACAGUGAAACAACAACAGUAAUAAUACACGUCGGCGGAGGUUUGAAUAAUAACUAUUAUUAUAUGAUUAAUAAUAAUAAUACAUUUAUAGUGUGUGCGUGUGUAACAUAAAUGAUAUGUGUCCUAGAACAACGUUGUGUGGGUUUAAAGGUGUGGGGAGGUGAGGGAAUGCAGCUUCUUUGAUAUCUGUGCGUCAGUUGUACACAGUCGUGUCCCUUUCCUUAGUGUUUGUGCGUCAGUGAGUGUUUGUGUGUUUGAUAUCUCGCCUAAUCAAGCUGUUGAUAAGUGGAAUAUCUGAACUGUAGGGCUUCCUUUGCAAUAUGCAACGCAGGUACUAUGAGAAGCAGCUCUCCAAUCCAAACCUUUUGGGCUAAUAAAGCACCCGUGGCGUUUGUUCUGAGAUCUGACUCGAGGCCACGUUGACACUGCUGACGUCAGUGCUUGACUUUGAGGAGAUCUGUCCAGCAUUUGGAUGCUUAAAUUUCUUUUAACGGCUACUAAAGUACAGAUCCUUAUGAGUCAGCUGAAGGGGAGUGUGUAUUUUUCCCCCAGCUGGGUAGAAACUCUUGACCACACACGUAUAAAAGGUUUGUCCGCAGUAAAAGUAGCACAUUAUUAAACAUUUGAUUGGGCCUGUGUCCUAUGGUGUGCAUAUAAGCCUAAACUGUAUGGUUCCUGUUUGUAGCUGUUGUUGCCAGGAUGGCAAUAUUGCUGCAUGCUAGUGCUAUAUUUGUCUCUACACAGCACGUGGAGGGUAAUCUCAUGCCUUAACAGACAAUGCACUAAAAAGAAUAUGUAAGCAACUGCCGAGAUCUCUUUUCCAACAGUACUGCCACACAUACGGCACACAGCUCAUUGUGUUGGUGUUUGUUGUCUGUUCAGUACCGAGUUAAACACUGCCAAUCUAACAUCAUCACUUCUUUGAAAGCAGAGGCAGAGAUGUUGAUCGAGUCGUUUCGGUGUAAUGUUUGUAUUCAGUGAUCUAGCAUUCCUUCAUGGCACCUAAAUUUUACAUAUUUUGUGUAAACACAUAUAUCAAAUGCACUAUUGACUGUAGCUAGAUGAGUACAACCAGCUUUGUGGUAUCAUUGGUCUAAAUAGUAGGUUAAGUAGCUCGAUGUUGGUUUUUUGAAACAUUUGAUUUCAGAAUUACACUAUCAGUCGUUUCUCUAUCUUUUUAUUUUUUGGAAUAACAAAAGUAGCCAAUCUCAACGUUAUCUGGAUGAGGGCUAAUAACUCGUCCCAUUGUCAGUUGACUUCUUGUAUCAUAAGGUGUUUGAUAGCAGACCGGGCUCAGAAGAGGGAAGAUUCUUCUCUCCAGUGUGUCAUUUACGUGCUUUAGCAUACCCAGGCUUUUUUCCCCCCUGUUGCAUUAGCAUCACAUGCUCUUCACUGUUCAUAGUUAUAUAUUCCUUAUACUGCUUCAGCUACUUGUGGUGGUGCUUAAUUCUCUUUUCUCUCUCAGUGUUGCAGAAAGUCAGUUUAAAACUUGUUGAAAAGUCGCAACAUUAUCCAGAAAAUAAGUCCUUCUCUCAAUCGUGCUUCUUCUAGUUGUUAGUUUAAGAAAAAAAAGUCUAGACUUUAUGUUUGCAAAGUGUUCGCAUAUUUUCCAGAACAAAACAUAUGAAAACGUAGAUAAUAGCCUUGAGCCUGCAGCUGUUUGUAUUGUGUUUCAAAUAUAUUACUGUUCAUGUUUUGUUUAUCUUAGCAUAGAGACACAGGGUCUACAGUACAUUGUUGUCCUUCUUGCAGUAUGUUUAAUUCAUUGUUAUACUUCUUUAUUUCAGGCUUCCUCCUGCUUUUUUGUUAUGGUGAUCAUAGUGCUGUUGUUUAUACAUACAUUGCUUCACGCAACUGGAUAACGCAUAGUCAGUUAUUAAAGUCAUAUUUCACAUUGUACUAUAUAUACGCUUUGCAUUGAGAUGAAAACAAGGAAAUGGAGAAAUAGUAAUGGUGAGGGUCAUGUCGAGUAAGGAACAGGUUCAUUUUAUUCUGAUACGCAUGCGUCUGUCUCCCUGUUUGUCUUUCAGUCCGUCUCCACACAUUCAAAGUCAGAUUGUUUUUAUUUAAAGCUUGAAGAAAGUCACAAAGUUAAGAGUAGAGUACAGAAAACACCAGUCAGAUAAUACUUUACUGCAUCUCUGGCCUUCUACAGUACACAUAAGAGUGAAAUAUCUUAAAAAUAUACAAUAUAUAUAUUUAAAUAUCACCAUCCUCAGAAAACAUUCUCAGAUAGUUUGAUAAAGACAGCUAGAGUAUACGGAAACCUUGAGGGAUAUAGGGAAUACGCCUAUCAAGUGCCUAUCAGUACAUACAGCAACUAUACAGAAUAUUCAUAGUUUUUCUCUCCUACAUUGCACAGAUACAGUAUAUACACAAUGGUCUAUAAGAAAUAUACUAUUUAUACUAUUACUGCAAAGACCUGCUGGUUGUGAGUGCAUCCUAAGAGAACCCUUUAAAAAGCGUCUAUCAUAUACAGUUAAAGCUACAUCCGUGAGUUUUAUUUUUUAAUGUACAUCUAUACAGCUCGGAGGAUUCAAAGAUGUAAAAUGCAAUCACGUUUGAAAUAUAUUCGUAGGUUUAGUGGGUUGUAUAAAAUUGUCUUUAAGGUUGCUCUCUUUCAUUGCUGUUUUGCAUUUUUUCAACAUGCUACAUGCAAACAAGCCAUAUGCUGUACUGUACUGUACUGUACUUUGGAGGGAAAAGGGGCAGUGGUGCUUUAUGAACAGCAGAGGGAGCCACAUUCACCAGAAAAAAGGUGGAGUUAGUAUGCCAUAAUGUCAAAUGUUUGGAUUUUUCUUUAAUCUUAUUGGAAAUAAGUUCCAUUUUUUAUUUUAACAUGAAAUAACAUGCAUAAUCUAACUUCCUACCAUGGUGGUUCCCUCUAUUGACACUCACUGUAAAUGAAUAAUAAAGUCGUUGCUGGCUGCUUGAUUUGGCAGCUGCUUUAAUGGUGCUCUACAAAGUACACCAUGUUUCUUUGACCCUGAUAACAGUCUCUGCCCAUUUUCCCUACAAUGGUCAUUAAACUUUUAUCUUAUCUGACCACCUUUUUGCUUACGUACAGCUUUAAAUACUGGUAAAGGGCAAGCAAUGAGCAACCUUAAAAAAGAAAACUGGUCACUGAAUGUUACACAGACGUAUAUUUAUAACUACCUGGAGGCACAUUGAGAUUAAAAAAAUGUGGCAAAGUCUUUAAGUGUCUGGUUUAAAAAUUUAAAGUAAGAGAUAAUAGAGUAGAAUAAAAUCCGAUAAUCAAGUUUCAGGACGAGUGGCUGCGAGAUAAAAGGUUUUGGGAUGGCUGAUUAUUCGGUCCCCUGUGGACUCAUUACCACAGUUUUCUCUCUAACCUUCCCCAGCCUAGUUACUGUGCCAAAUUUAGGGGUAAAAAAAAGACACUUUUUAAAUUAUACCCCUAUUGUUAAAUUUGAUGUGAGAACAAAGCAAAAAAGGAACAUUAAAAUAAUCGUUUUAUGUAGGAGAUAUCCUGUAACGCCUAUAACAUUAACAUAAUAUAAUAAAACAAAACAUAUGUCACAACCAGGGCAAGUGAUUGCUUUUAUUUUGAAUCUUUAAAUCCUCCAUCAAACAUAGUAUUCAGUUAAAUAGGAGAAAACAGCUAUGAUUAAGCUAUGGAAAGUGCACAUUUUGAAGGCCUAGUUUUCAUUACAUUUAAAGUUAAAAUGAAGCAUUAAUGUUAUAGGCAAUGUGAUAUAGCUAGUCCCUGUCAUCCAACUGUCACACACAAACAGCAUCUGUUCAGAUCUUUCAGUCAAACAUGCAGACUCUGUUUUGAUUUUUGAGCUUACACACACACAUACACAGAAGCAGCUGUUCAGAUUUUAAAGUACAACACAGCUAAGCUAAGCUAAAACCACAUCUAGAUUAUAUUAUUUCUCUCUCUAACAUGCAGUUCUUACACUACCCUGAUGAGGUUUUAAUGGAACCGUCUUCAUCAGGAAUCCAUCAGUGCACAUGAAGCAUGCAGUCCGGUCCACACGGCCCCUUCCUGCACGUUGGGGGGGCUUUGUUUUUGAUGGAGCACAAACUAUGUUUUGAGUGUCCCCUGAUAGCACGCUUUCUUUAUCGUUUUUUAAUCACUAUUGUUAGGAGACUGAGGCUCUGAAGACUAAACAUCAAGCCUCUUUGUGUUCUGUAGUCUCUUUUUCAGCGUAAUCCUGCUGAAUGAGAUGAUUAGUUAGAAAGUGUGCAGCAGUGUGACUAAAAUAAAGCAUUCCUGUUCACGUCCGGAGCAUUCCAACUCCUCGUCUGGCACUCGUUUUGCACACUUAACUAACCUGACAUUAAGUAGGAUUUCCAGCGCUUCAUCCUUUUGGAUAUUUGAUUAUGUAGUAGCAGAAAAACGCCCAUCACAUCAGAGUUAAAUUAGAUUUAUACUUCCCUCCUUUUAAUUCAGAUUUCAACAUGGUUUUAUAGACAGCAUGCACUAUGCUAACACUGUAGGUCUCUUUUUUUAUAGUGCAGAGAUAAAAAAAAAAAAAAAAAAGAACGUCGGUCACCGUCUCAGCCAGCAUGUUUCUGCCAUAACAAACUGGUAUCACUGUAAUGUUCCUAAAGGGGCUGCUGGUGGUCAAUUUGAAACACGGGGGCCAUGCUAAUCAUUAGAGGUGAAAUAAACUAAACUUUACUAGACAAUGUUUGUGUUUGCAAACCAAAGAAGGGUUAAGAUAAUUUAUCUUUUCUAUGUGUGUGGGGUUCCUGCCAUUGGGCUUAGAUUGCUACUUGUGUUUUUUAGUUUCUUCUUCUCAUUGCAGGGUGCUUGUGAAAAUGCAUCUGUGUGUUUUUGUCUCUCGAUCGGUUGUUCAUAGUUUUGUGGGUUUUUGUUAAUUUUAGACCAAAAUAGACUUUUUUUUUUAUAAGAAAUGCAACAAAAUAUAAAAAUAAAAGUGGACACAGUAGCUGUGAUGUAAACUAUCACAUGACAACAUGUUUAAGAUUGUAAAUGUUGCAUCUCACAAAACAUCAUACUCAGUAAUCAUCAGUUAUGUCUUCUAUACACACAACAAAUCAGUGUAAACCUGUUCACCUUCACACAUUACAUCUCAGUGAGUUUUUCUUUUCUUGCCGUUUUCUUCACAUAUUGGCAUGUUUGAUAUUUUUUAAGGCUGUCCCUGAAUACUAAUCCGACAUUGUGACCUAGAGUACAUUAGCCAUUUAUACUUGAGAUGGACCAAGAUGUUAAGUUUGCACAUAUUUGUAGGUUGUUUAUUAAGCCAAAAAAAAGAGGAAAGAGGGUAACGAUAUGUUCAGCAGUUUCAAAGAGGUUUUCAAAAGUCUUUCACUGAAAACACAAAGCAUCAGAGCCAGGCAUCAGCACAUGAUGAAAAAAAAUCCAAACCAAACUGUAACAUGGGAUUAAAUAUCACUGAUAACAAGAUGAUAUAUUUUUCUAAUAAAAGCGCAUCAUCUGGACGCAGAAUGUAGAACAUUUGGCAUAAUUUGACAAUAUUUUAUUACUGUAAAAGGCAAAUCUGCUGUAUUAUUUUCAUCCUUUGUGUUCAAAAGAAGAAAUUGAAUUACUGUAAUGCGGGCGAUGUUUUGUACCUGAAGUGAAGACACAAUUUACUCUAACAUUGACAGUACAAAUCAGACAUUACGUGUGUCCUAAUCAAAGCAGCUUAGGUUUUGUUUUGUCAUCUGGCGUUCAGGCUUUUUGCUGCCAUAUCUUGUAUGUAGAUGCUUUUUGUAAACAUGCACUUGAGUUGAACUAUGAGAUGUGCUUAUAAAUAUGUGUAUAUUUUGUUAGGCUUCUAUUUUUGUUGGCCUACGUUGGCUUGAUAUUUUAUUAUUUCCCUUAAAAACUUCUAUAUAGUUCUGAACAUGGCAGAAGUGGAGCUGUUGUAGUAAAGGUAGUUAACAUCACAACUAAGCAACCCUGAAAUAUAUGCUGCAGUAAUGUGUUUGUUUUUGAUAAUUUAUGCUCCAAGUUGGUUUGUAUUUUAUUAUUAUUAUUAUUAUUAUUAUUAUUAUUAUUGUUAUGAAACAAGCUUGUUUGAAAUGUAUUGACUGCUGUUUUGAAAUAGGGGAUAAAGUUUUUCUUUUUUUUUUAAAUGUAUGUGCAAGGACGUUUUUAUAAUAUGAUUUGUCAAACACUGGACUGGAGUGAGUUUUUCAACAUUUCCAAGUUGAGAGAUGUAUUUGACAGACAUAACUGCACAGACGACACCCGUUAGCACAGAUAUGAGCUGACACAAAAAAAAAAGAAAGAGAAAGCACAUCCUCCCAGCUGUACAGGGGAGGGUGACUUAAAAAUGGCUGCCAUCCCUCUGCUUCAAAAUAGGAGUAAGAAGAUCAGACAUUUCCUUCAUGCUGGGUUAUUGAAUUGAUUGGGUGAUGGGUUAUCUAUGAUAGGAAAUAUUUAUUAGGGGUCUCCCUCCAAAUAGUUGCGUGGCAACCAGUGGUGACGGAUGCUUUUUUUUCUGAGAAAAAUAGUCAGAAAAGUCGUAAAGGGAUACCACUUGACAGCUAUCCAGUUGUGAAAAUCAGCUGGUGUGUUUGUGCUAUGGUCGAGCAGACAUGACAGUCAAGUCUCAUGACACCAACCACCACUUCUCAAACCAGAAAAGAGAUUUGCACUAGACUUAUUUUGGUCGUCUUCUAUCAAAAAGCAAUAUAAUUCACUCAACACAUUUUUCAACCAUAGUAUGUGAUGGUAGUCUCUCACCAUGGCAAUGCUGCGUAGCUGGUGACUUGUUUUUCAGUUGUUUUUGUAUUUAAAGGUACAGAAUCAGUCACCUUUUUAAAUGCACAUGACAUCCACACUUUGUUGUUUUUCCUUUUAUUUCCCAGCAGUACCCCGAGUAUUAGUGUCCAGAUUUGGGGGCAUUAAAACUGUUGUUUCCUCUUGUGAUUGUUUUGGACAAAUCAAGCAGCUCUUACAGAUCAGAACAGUGAGAGAUGGGAUUUUAAGGGAAGGAAUUCAUUUAUUUUCCCCACCAGUCAUGACAUAUUUAAAGAUUAAACAGAAAAAAAAAUCCCAGCUGUCACACCUUUCCCCUUAAAAAUUCUCUUCUCAGCGUAUUUGGUCACCUUUUUGGGGGAAUAUUACAUUUAAAAAAAUGCUUUAAAAAAUGCACCUUUGUGUGGUUUAAACACAGCAUCAUUGGCCACGUACGUACCUAAAAAUGUGUCACACUUCAUCCUUCUCAACAAGGUCAUCCACAGCAGCAGAAUGAGUGACCUUUUAAGUUUUUUCAAUGGAUACUUGUAAAGAAAAAAAUCCAAUAAUUCACAAACAGCAUCAUUUUAUCUGGAUGUAGUAGCUUUUCCUGUUUUUCACCGCUUUGUGGUGUUGUUGAAAGAUGUUGCGGUUUGUCUAAAUAUGUUGCGUGUUAGAGGAAGCAUAAGUAUGUGCCUUCUUGUAAUCUCCUUGGUGAGCUUGUUAUUAUUGAGAAGCUGAAGCCAGCCAAUUGUGUUUGCACUAAAACCAAAUUGCUUUUGUGAUGUAGACUAUUUAAGCAAGCUUGUUGCGUCACUUUAACCGUACAGUAUGCAUGAGGGUGAAAUUGGUAAGUCUAGGGCUAGAGCUCUCAUCUGUUGACCUGUAAACCAGUGCAGCUUAGAGGAUCUUGUGAAUAUAUCUUGGCUUAGUUUCGCAUUCAGUUUUUUCAAUUCCAUCUCCUUAUUCAUCCAGUUUGUCACAAUUUCAACAGUUAAAAACAAAAAAAAAAGAGAAAAAAAGCAAAUAACACAUACCAUGAAUACAAUACAGCUUUUACUUUCACAUGCCACAGUUUGAACGAGUUACACAUCUGCAGUAGAGAUCUUCAUUUCUCUGAAUCCAUGGGAAUGCAUGAGUAUACGAGGUCGCCUCGAGACUUUUGGUCAAGUUAAUUUAGGUUGUUUUUUUAUUUUGAAAAUCUGUAUUUAUUACAUAUUUUGUUGACAUCUGAGAAAGGCCUACAUGCUUUGAGUCUUACGAAUGCACCUUAUUCAUGUCAGUCCAUGUGGGGGAAAGAAAAAAAAAGAGGCUGGCAAUGUAAUAUCUGAUUUAGCACCUUACUACACAGCAUGUUUUCACUUUAUGCCAGUUUAGCUAUUCUUCCAUAUGUAUGAUUUCAAAACGAAAAAUCUCAUAUUUUGUGAAAUUGUUUCAUGGGAUGUGCCAAAGUUUGGAGGCGAUCUCACAAGUGUUGAUGCUUUUUUUCUUUUCCUCCUUCAGUUAUAGCAAUGGUAUGUCAAAACUUUCCUAUAACAGUGUGUGGAAUCAAUUUAUCUCAGCAAACAGUAUCAUUACUUGCCAUUUUACAAUAAGCCCUGUAUUUCACAUAUAUUUACCAGUGAUGUGUAUUUGUUAUUAUAAAGAAAAUAGCCGUAAAAGCUUCAUUAUGUUACAUAAUAUUGUGACUUUUUUCGAAAAACUGUGAAGACUUAUCUUGCAUAUACUUUAUACAGAAGUAUUAAGCCUUAAUACAAAAGACUAAAAAAAGUGUGGAAGAAUAAACUGAUUGUUGCUAAGUAAGGAUGAUUUUUGUAAAUGUUACCAGCACUUUUUUUGUAAUUUUCACUCUCUGAGGUAUUGUACAAGUUCAAGCUGUUUGUGAAGUUUGAUUAUGAAGGAAUAAAAACUAGUACUUUCCUGUA